AUGCCCUUCCGGUCCAGGAGGGAACGGAUAAUGCUGGCAAAAACCAUGGUGACACGUCGCAUUGUUCGAACCGGGAUUCAGCUAGGCUUACUUGCGUUGAUUGUUCUCCUUCUGCUCUUUAUCUUCGACUACAAGUUAGAAUUCUUGCCCGCUGCAAUCCAUGACCAUUUGCCUGCCCAUCACCCGGGACUUGUUGUUACUGAUGUGACUGUCACGACUUGCUCUUCCCUCAACAUUUUCUCAAGUUGUACGCUCGACCCGGAGGUAUGGCAUCGCAUCGAGAAGGACUUAUACCUGGGGACCAGCUGGACGUCGAGCGCAUAUAUGCACAUACAAAGAAAAAAAGAGGAGGAUCUUCUUCCGACAGAUUCGGUUGUUAUUGACCUAAAAAUUGGCAGAGUUGAUCCUGGUGCCGGUACGGAUAAGAAGUGGGAAGCAAGGCCGGCGGGUAUUUGGCUCUUGAGAACAGACCGAAGUCAUACAGGGGACCCGCAGAAGGUUAUUACCUCAUUGGAUGUCCUUUUCGGUGCCGAUGCUGCGGAUCCCCGAACGGGCUGGGAAGUGAAAGAUACGCCUCUCUUGCUGGAUACUAAAAGUGAAGCGCGUUUGUCUGUCAGACGAGGUCCACCUGCCAAGCUUGAACGGCCGCCUCCGAGAAUUCGAAAAGAUGGGAGAUUCAAGAUAAUGCAGGCGUCGGACCUGCAUUUGAGUACAGGCUUGGGAAAAUGCCGGGAGCCAAUCCCGCAUUUGAAAGAUGAGAGCAAAUGUGAAGCGGACCCUCGCACCCUGGAAUUCCUUGAAAGAAUGCUCGACGAAGAGAAACCUGACUUGGUCAUUAUAUCCGGUGACCAAGUCAACGGCGAUACUGCACCAGAUGCGGCAACUGCGAUAUUCAAACUCGCUGAUAUUUUUGUUAAGCGUCGUAUUCCGUAUGCCGCUAUCUUCGGAAACCAUGAUGAUGAGGGCAAUCUUGAUCGAUCACAGUCUAUGGCCCUCCUGCAACAAUUACCGUACUCUUUAUCAGAGCCUGGCCCAGUCGAUGUCGAUGGCGUGGGCAACUAUAUUGUCGAAGUUCUUGACCAUACUUCAUCUCACUCCGCGUUAAGCCUUUAUCUUCUCGAUACGCACAGUUACUCUCCGGAUGAGCGCAGAUACCGUGGGUACGAUUGGAUAAAACCUAGCCAAAUCGAAUGGUUCAAGUCUAGCUCAGAGAGACUUCAGAAAUCCCACCGCGAAUACCGCUAUAUCCAUAUGAACUUAGCGUUCAUUCACAUUCCACUUCCAGAAUACAGAGACAGAAACAGCGCCUUCUAUGGUAAUUGGACGGAACCGUCAACAGCUCCAAGAUUUAAUUCGGGCUUUAGAGAUGCCCUCGUUAGCGAGAAUGUUGUCGUUGUAAGCUGUGGCCCACCGUCACUGUGGAUGUGCUACGCCGGUGGCGCCGGCUUUGGUGGCUAUGGUGGAUACGGUGGCUACAUCCGACGAGUCCGAUUCUUCGAUAUCAAUAUGAACUCCGCGAGAAUAAUGACCUAUAAGCGGCUUGAGUAUGGCGACACGGCAUCAAAAAUCAACGAGAUGAUGAUUGUGGACGGUGGUAAAGUGGUCCAGUCCGAUUAG
This is a messenger RNA of Histoplasma mississippiense, 1617 nucleotides long. RefSeq lists its product as hypothetical. The record is from RefSeq and is a predicted model, not a curated record. Lineage: Eukaryota; Fungi; Ascomycota; Eurotiomycetes; Onygenales; Ajellomycetaceae. Bases 1 to 1617 code for a protein of 538 amino acids. Gene Ontology annotation, cellular component: cytoplasm. The transcript has 4 exons. Gene Ontology annotation, molecular function: phosphoprotein phosphatase activity.